AUGGAGCCUUAUGAUGUCGUAGUCAAUCAGCCUGUGGUCAUAGAUAACGGCUCCGGUGUCAUCAAAGCCGGCUUUGCUGGUGAGCACAUUCCAAAGUGCAGGUUUCCCAAUUAUAUUGGCAGACCAAAGCAUGUUCGGGUCAUGGCAGGCGCCUUGGAAGGCGAUAUUUUUGUUGGUCCCAAGGCAGAGGAACAUCGUGGCUUGCUAAGCAUACGGUAUCCAAUGGAGCACGGCAUUGUGACGGACUGGAACGAUAUGGAGAGAAUCUGGAGCUACAUAUAUAGUAAAGAACAAUUGGCCACUUUCACGGAGGAUCAUCCUGUUCUUCUUACUGAAGCACCUUUGAAUCCCCGCCGUAAUCGUGAAAAGGCCGCUGAAUUCUUCUUUGAAGGCAUCAAUGCACCAGCGCUCUUUGUCUCCAUGCAGGCAGUACUCAGUCUUUAUGCCACUGGUCGAGUGACAGGCGUGGUUCUUGACUCUGGUGAUGGUGUGACGCAUGCAGUUCCCAUCUAUGAGGGAUUCGCCAUGCCUCACAGUAUUAUGCGCGUGGAUAUCGCCGGUCGUGACGUGACGCGCUACCUGAAAACACUCAUUCGCCGGGAGGGCUUUAAUUUCCGUUCGACAGCCGAGUUUGAGAUUGUGCGCUCAAUCAAGGAGAAGGUCUGCUAUUUGGCAACCAAUCCCCAAAAGGAAGAAGCUGUGGAGACUGAGAAGUUUGCAUACAAACUGCCAGACGGCAAGACAUUCGAAAUCGGACAGGCUCGUUUCCGUGCGCCGGAGGUACUCUUCCGGCCCGAUCUGCUUGGCGAAGAGUGCGAGGGAAUACACGAUGUUCUAAUGUACUCCAUUGAAAAGUCGGAUAUGGAUCUCAGAAAAAUGCUCUAUCAGAACAUUGUACUGUCGGGUGGUUCAACACUUUUCAAAGGUUUCGGCGAUCGUCUGCUUUCCGAACUCCGAAAACACUCAGCAAAGGAUCUGAAGAUAAGGAUUGCUGCGCCACAGGAACGCUUAUACUCCACAUGGAUGGGUGGUUCGAUUCUGGCAUCGCUGGACACCUUCAAAAAGAUGUGGGUAUCGAAGCGAGAGUACGAAGAGGAAGGCUUGCGUGCCGUGCAUAGAAAGACUUUUUAGUUUGUUUAUUAAUUUAAACGCAAAUUGUGUAAAAGGCUUAAUUAAACUCUGUAUCAAAUCCAUGUGUGUCAGCUAACAUCAAAUAUCCCUCAAAAUUCAAGAACUCCAACAAUUGCAUGUGUGUUAUGCAUAAAUAAGCGCAAAGUAUUUAAAAAACAAAUGCUAUUUAUUGAAAAUUGCUUUCGGAGCAUAGAGAAUAAAAAACUAAAUAACUAUA
Messenger RNA from Drosophila innubila, 1348 nucleotides. RefSeq names its product actin-related protein 1 (gene Arp1). The transcript is spliced from 6 exons. The coding region runs from base 1 to 1131 and encodes 376 amino acids. The record is from RefSeq and is a predicted model, not a curated record. NCBI's taxonomy places the organism in Eukaryota, Metazoa, Arthropoda, Insecta, Diptera, Drosophilidae.